AUGUCAUCACAGCACAGUUUGAAUAAUACACUAUCGGAGUGGCUUCGGCUCAAGGAGGCGUAUCCGUCUUUGUUCGAAUACGAUGAUUACAGUGACUAUUACGAGGUUAACUACCUUCCGGAUGUCAGCGUGCCUGCCAAAAUAGCUCUUUGCAUCGUUUUAGGAAUCAUUACUAUUUUUUGUGGAUUGGGUAAUACUUUAUUAUGUAUAACAAUAUUUCGCUUGAAGAGGCUUCGAAAUGUCACUAACCUGUUUAUUGCCAGCCUAGCUGUUUCCGACCUACUGGUGGCUGUUAUAUGCGCCCCACUGAGUCUUUACUAUUACAUAGUGCAAAACUGGGUAUUUGGAACCGCGCUAUGUACAAUUGUGGGUACGGUGAAAAACGUAUCAUUGAACGUGUCCGUGAACACAUUGCUAACCAUCGGAAUUGAAAGAUACUACGUGAUUCACCAUCCUAUGAAGCCUCGAUUACAGAAAAGAACAGUACUUGUGGUCACGCUUGGUACAUGGCUGUUAUCGUCCUUAGUAGCCUUACCUACGCCUUUGUUUACAACGGUAUCCAGUGGCUACGAUAGAGAUGGGCGUCUUAUCCACUACUGUGGCGAAUACUGGUCUAACAGGCUGGCCUCGAGGGCCUACAUCGCGUUCCUCACAGUGACGGAGUAUCUUGUUCCCAUGACGAUACUGACGUUCGCAUACUGCAGCAUUGUGAGAAAGGUCUGGUUUCACCAGAUGCCAGGCGCCACCACCGGCCGCAAUCGCGAUAUUGCAGGCGAACGCAAAAAGAAAACCAUACGAAUGUUGAUUCUCGUAAUGAUCUUUUUUGGUAUCUGCUGGGGACCUUAUUACAUCUACAACUUAUUGAUCCAUUUCAACGAAGAUAUUCUGUCAGACGACAGAAACAACAUGACCAUGUUUUAUAUUGUUGAAAGCAUCGCCAUGAGCAACGGUCUACUCAACACCAUUGUAUAUUUCCUCAUGAAUGAUGCAUACCGCAAGGAAUGCUGGGACAUGUUGGCAGUACUUUUCAAAGUCAAGAAAGGGCUUGCCAGAAGAGGAAACCUGAGUGUAGUCACCACCACGAGGACAUCCGCAAGAAGUAGCUUUCUAAAUACAAGAAAUUCUCGGUUGGAUUUGAAUCAGAUUGAUGUAGUACGUGAGAGUAUACAUGAGGAAAACUAUUUGACAUUAACCAAACCUGGCUCUGAUUUGAAAAAGCGGCCUGGUAUUAAAAUUCUUGGUAACAGUGAUGGUGACCCUGAUCAGCUGUCUGAUUUAGUUGGUGUUGUAAAAGGACUACAACAAUGUGUAGAAACGCUGGAAAACCGAGAUUGUGACUCUCCGAGAGAGGUCACAAGGCGAAAGGUCAAACCAGAGUAA
Molecule: messenger RNA, 1380 nt
Organism: Saccoglossus kowalevskii
Lineage: Eukaryota; Metazoa; Hemichordata; Enteropneusta; Harrimaniidae
Product: prokineticin receptor 2-like
Biological process (GO): neuropeptide signaling pathway
Cellular component (GO): plasma membrane
Molecular function (GO): neuropeptide receptor activity
Source: RefSeq, a predicted model, not a curated record